Molecule: messenger RNA, 5176 nt
Organism: Mustela erminea (ermine)
Lineage: Eukaryota; Metazoa; Chordata; Mammalia; Carnivora; Mustelidae
Gene: SH3PXD2B
Product: SH3 and PX domains 2B
Exons: 13
Coding region: 146-2878 (910 amino acids)
Biological process (GO): superoxide anion generation
Molecular function (GO): superoxide-generating NADPH oxidase activator activity; protein binding; phosphatidylinositol binding
Source: RefSeq, a predicted model, not a curated record
GCGAAGGGCGGCGGCGGCGGCGGCGGCGGCAGCGGCUCGUGCUCGGCCCGUGAUCUGCCGGGGCUCCCGAGAGCGUUCGGCCCCCCCGCUUUCCGCCCGUCGCAGCGCGCCCCCGUACCCGCGCUCGGCUCCGCGGAGGACGGCCAUGCCGCCGCGGCGCAGCAUCGUGGAGGUGAAGGUGCUGGACGUGCAGAAGCGGCGGGUGCCCAACAAGCAUUAUGUCUAUAUCAUCCGGGUUACCUGGUCCAGCGGCUCCACGGAGGCCAUUUACCGGCGUUACAGCAAGUUCUUCGACCUCCAGAUGCAGAUGUUGGACAAAUUUCCCAUGGAAGGAGGACAGAAGGAUCCCAAACAGCGGAUCAUUCCCUUUCUACCAGGCAAAAUUCUCUUCCGACGGAGCCAUAUCCGGGACGUGGCCGUCAAACGCCUCAUACCGAUUGAUGAGUACUGUAAGGCCCUGAUCCAGCUGCCCCCCUACAUCUCUCAGUGUGAUGAGGUGCUGCAGUUCUUUGAGACAAGACCCGAGGACCUGAAUCCGCCCAAAGAGGAGCAUGUUGGGAAAAAGAAAUCUGGGGGUGACCUGACCUCGGUGGACCCCAUGGUCCUGGAGCAGUAUGUGGUAGUGGCUGACUACCAGAAGCAGGAGAGCUCAGAGAUCAGCCUCAGCGUGGGGCAGGUGGUGGACAUCAUCGAGAAGAACGAGUCAGGUUGGUGGUUUGUCAGCACUGCCGAAGAGCAAGGCUGGGUCCCCGCAACCUGCCUGGAGGGGCAGGACGGUGUGCAGGAUGAGUUUUCCCUACAGCCCGAAGAAGAGGAGAAGUACACAGUUAUCUACCCAUACACAGCUCGUGACCAGGAUGAAAUGAAUCUAGAGAGAGGGGCCGUGGUGGAAGUCAUUCAGAAAAACCUGGAAGGCUGGUGGAAGAUCAGGUACCAGGGCAAAGAGGGUUGGGCCCCAGCCUCCUACCUGAAGAAGAACAGUGGGGAGCCCUUACCCCCAAAGCUGGGCCUUGGUUCAUCCACCCACACCGGCGUUCUGGACCUGGAUGGCGUUUCCCGGCAGCAGAGUUCAAUGGGCCGGGACAGGGAGCUGCUCAACAACCAACGGGACGGCCGGCUUGAAGGCCGCCCAGUGCCUGAUGGCGACAUCAAACAGAGAUCACCUAAGAUGAGGCAGAGACCGCCUCCGCGCCGGGAUAUGACCAUACCUCGUGGUCUCAACCUGCCCAAGCCUCCCAUUCCACCCCAAGUGGAGGAAGAGUAUUACACCAUUGCCGAAUUCCAGACGACCAUCCCUGAUGGCAUCAGCUUCCAGGCAGGUCUGAAGGUUGAGGUGAUCGAGAAGAACUUGAGUGGCUGGUGGUACAUUCAGAUUGAAGAUAAGGAAGGAUGGGCCCCGGCAACCUUCAUUGACAAGUAUAAGAAGACCAGCAAUGCCUCAAGACCCAACUUUCUGGCUCCCUUGCCCAAUGAGCUGACCCAGCUCCAUCCAGGGGAUGCAGCAGCUUUGGAGAACAACACGGGCACUGAGGCCAUCGGUCCCUCCCGGCCCUUGCCUGAUGCACCGCACGCCGCUGUGGACUCUGGGAUGCCAUGGUCCAAAGACUGGAAGGGCGGCAAGGAGGCCCUGAGGAAGGCGUCUUCCGACAUGUCCUCAUGCGCCGGCUAUGAAGAGAUCUCAAGCCCCGACCUGGAGGAGAAGCCCAGCCUCCCUCCCCGGAAAGAAUCCAUCAUCAAGUCAGAAGGGGAGCUGCAGGAGAGGGAGCGGCAGAGAAUGGAGCAGCUCAGGGGCUCCUCACCCAAACCUCCGGGCAUGAUUUUGCCAAUGAUUCCAGCCAAACACACGCCCCCGGCCCGGGACAGUAGGAGACCAGAGCCCAAACCUGACAAAAGCAAGUUGUUCCAGCUGAAAAAUGAGAUGGGGCUAGAGUGUGGCCACAAGGUCUUGGCCAAGGAGGUGAAGAAGCCCAACCUCCGACCCAUCUCCAAGUCCAAAGCUGACCCACCGGAGGAGAAGCCGGAAGUUAUUCCCCAGAAUCCCUUCUUGAAGUCCAAACCUCAGGUUAGGCCCAAGCCAGCUCCUUCCCCGAGGACAGAGCCACUUCAGGGCGAAGACCAAGUGGAUAUCUGCAACCUGAGGAGCAAGCUGAGGCCUGCCAAGUCCCAAGAGAAGCCCUCACUGGAUGGAGAGAGCAGCCCCCAGGCUGCCGGUGGCCAAGAAGUGGCCUUCAGCCGGAGUUUCCUCCCAGGUGAUGGGCCUGGCCACGCCCAGGACCGGACGGGCAGACAAGAUGGGCUCAGCCCAAAGGAGAUGUCCUGCAGAGCCCCUCCAAGGCCAGCCAAGACCACAGAUCCGGUGCCAAAGAGUGCGCCCACCCCUGUCCAAGAGGCUCCCCCGCAGAGACCUGUGGUCCUGCCCCGGAGACCACCACCCCCUAAGAAAACCUCUUCAGCCUCCAGGCCCCUCCCAGAGGUCAGAGGGCCACAACGGGAAGCCAGCGAAGGCAAGGCAGCUCCUGCCCCAGGCCGGGCCCUGCUGGUUCCUCCUAAAGCCAAACCUUUUCUUUCUAACUCCUCAGGCAGCCAAGAUGACAUGCGAGGCAGAGGUGGUCUGGGACCACGGAUGAUAGGCAAGAUCGGAGAAAACAGAGAGAAACUAGCUGCAACCCCUUUUCCCAACGCUGAUGGCCCGAAGGACUCUUUAUAUGUUGCGGUGGCCAACUUUGAAGGAGACGGAGAUACCAGCAGCUUCCAGGAGGGGACGGUGUUCGAGGUCCGGGAAAAGAACAGCAGUGGCUGGUGGUUCUGCCAAGUCCUGAGCGGGGCCCCUUCCUGGGAAGGAUGGAUUCCUUCCAACUAUCUCAAAAAGAAGCCAUAGCCACUUCCUUCCCUGCCUGGCAGUCCCGUGCAUCUCUGCUGGCUUUACCCAUGUAUUUAAUUUAUCACCCUUCGUGCAGCUUCAAAGGAAGGAAGGACUCUGGAGCACUGUGGUUUCUUCCUCCCUUGGGUGGAGAGCAGUCCGCCUCACUGCAGCAUGGCCUGGAGGCUCAGAGGCCACACCCCCUGCUUCCUCUCCAAGUCAGCAUCCCUGCCUUAAGGCCAGUGGCAUCGCCACCCUCUGUAGGCCACCUAGCAGCAGGACCGUGACUCUCCAAGGCCUCCAAGACCAGAACCCAUUGUCAGGAAGCUGCAGAAACAGUCUCGUUGCUGGUUCCCCACCCAGUAUGUGAUGGUUGGCUCCAACUUCUCCAUGUUUCUAAAAGUCCAGGGACUUUAUUUACUCCAUUUCCAAAAUGGUGGGUACCAGAAAGAAUUCCUGCCCUGGAAGUUGGCUCCAUUGCCAGUCCCAGAGAGAUGUCCUCCUCUGGACCCUGAGAGGCUCUGGACCUGUGAGCCUCUCAAGUUCACCAGAUGCAGCUCUGCCCCAGGAGUGGGCCUGAAGGUCCACUGAGACAUUCCGCCUCUUAUUUUCUGGGAUCCUGACAGAUCCCAAAGGGGUGCUUCCAGCCCCAGCAUGCUUCACCAUCCUGCACAGGGCUUUUUAAAUAGAAAUCUCCACCCCACCUUGGGCCAUUUCACAUUUGUCUCCAUAGAGCAAGAAUCUCAAAGUUGCUUUGAAAGGAGCGGUUCACAAUCCACGCCCCUUGGGAGCACCCUUUCACUAGGUAGCUAGUAGGUGCCAGACUCUGUCCUUGGUACUUGACAUUACAUCCUCACAUCAGUCCUCUCUUGGGAUAUUGCACCUGUGAUGGACAGAGAACCUCGGACUCUGUGCCCAAGGGUACACUAGUUCAGAAGAAGAGGAAAGAGGACUUGAAGCUGGCCUGACUUCCAUGCCCGUGCCCUUCCCCCAGUAGCAGGCUAACCGGGCAGGGAAAGGGAAGACGCUAAGUUCCAAGAGCAGGUGGCCAAAUGGCUUGCUUGUGGUGUAGGUGAGGGGGCAUUAGUCUCUGCUCCCACACCCACCACCCCUCCGACCCACUGCAGCUCACACCGAAGCCUGCCCCGCACCCUCCACAGCUUCUCCUCCAUGGUGGAUGGUGGGGAGAGGGGGAGUUUGCCCAGAGCUCUGGCGGUUGCCAUAAGACCUUGUUUCCUGCUGCUGUGCAGGUGCCCCCUCUGGAGGAUAAAACUUGUGGAGCUGAGGUGAUCUCCCAUGCCAGCCUCCAGGGGCCCUGAUGGCUCAAAGACUUGCUGCUUCCUGCUCUCUGGCAUUCAUAGAGUACUCUUCUCUGUUUCCUUUUUGUGCAUGCUCUCUCCCUGUCUGUCCUCUUGCUUCCAUUUGGACAGACACGGUUCACUGAGGCACAUAGAGGCACAGCGACAUUGCAGAAUUAGAAUCAGGACCCAGGGUUUCCGGCUCCCAGCCCAAAGUUCUUGCCCAUGGACCAGGCUGCCUGGCGGGAGAGAGGGCAGAACGCUUCCUCAUCCCACCCUGCCCUGCAGAAGAGGACCCAGCUCGGGACCCAGAUCUCCGAUUCAAUGUCCAUCUGCUAUGAUGCUUUGGGGACUGCAGGGCCAGCUUUUCCAUGGACACCCACUGUCCACCUGCAGUGCCAAAGAUUUCAGUACACACAGCCCUCUUCUGCUCUUCCUACCCCCCACGGCCACACGGACUCUGGAGGCUUCUACAGGAGAAAGAGCGUUCUCUGAUUGACGGGAGCAUCUUUAUUCCUUCCUUCAGUCGAUCUGUGAACCCCACCCUGAGAACCUGGGGGCCAGGGCCCUGAGGUGCCUCUAGCAGUGCCCACUUGCCCCUUGGCCCUGUGCCCAGAACCGUGGGGGAGUAUGGCAGUUGGGGGAAGAAGGGAGGCUGGGAGGUCUUCGAGGUCCCCGCAUUUGGAAGGAGCCCAUAGCAUGUUUUCCAGAGUUUUUUGACCCACUUUGGCUUAAACAGCUUUUAUGAAACUGUUACGCAGAAUUUGACUUCUGCGUCAAAUUCAAAAGACAGAACUCAGCCUUUUUUUCCCCCUCCAAUUCACUCUCUGCUUUCUGUGACCUUUUCAAGUAUUUUGUGAGCACCUACCACGUGCUCAGCGCCGGGCAGACCAGGACCCGUGUGGCUCCCUGCCUGGCUCUGCGAGCUGAGGUUUUUGUUUGCUGCUUCCACACAAAGAGUAUGUCUUUGGCCUCAUUCCCUCCUCCUGAAGGUCAGCUGAGUGGGAAUAGACUAGUU